Sugiyamaella lignohabitans is the source of this 3315-nucleotide messenger RNA. It is a transcript of the gene RRP12, whose product is annotated as Rrp12p. Bases 1 to 3315 code for a protein of 1104 amino acids. The transcript has a single exon. The record is from RefSeq and is a predicted model, not a curated record. Lineage: Eukaryota; Fungi; Ascomycota; Dipodascomycetes; Dipodascales; Trichomonascaceae.
AUGGGUGUUUUGGAGACAGUUCUGAUUGCUCAAGAUAGCAGCAGCUGGUCUCAACCCACUACACAAUUGUCUCCUAAGAGAGCAGUUUUGGGUUUGUCGGCUUUGGCAAGUGAUCCCAGACCCAAAGUUCGUAAGAGAGCCCAGGAAGCACUUACAAAGGUGCUGGCCAACCCCCCUCCCAGUCCUAAAUUUGAACAUCCAGCAAGCUCUGUUGCAGCAGAGACUGCUUUGAAAAACCUGCUUGUGCAGUUGGAAGAGGAUAAAAAAGUCAAAAAGCAAGAUACUAAGAGUCCAUCAAAGGCUAUUCAUUCACUUCAACUCAUCAGAUCGAUUAGCAGUGUCAACCAGUGGCCUUCGGAGAAGAUCGAGCAAUUGUGUGAGGUUUUGUUGACUAUUACGAGAACUUCGGAUCAAUACUUGGUUGUGUCUGCUUUUAAUGUUUUCGAGGCUAUUUUCCAUGGUCUUACUGAUGAGGUUAUUGACGAACCCAAGGUUGUUAAGGUUUUGGAUAUUAUCGUCGAUUUAAAACCUUCUGUCACCGAUCAACAUCUUGCUCCUGCUUGGUUAGCAGUGAUUGCUCAAGCAGGCUCGUCAUAUGCUAAAUUACAACCCAUUCGUUCGUUUGCUCGUCUUCCUAAAUUGUUCACUUUAAUUGUCGAGUUUUUCCAAUCCGACUCGAAGAACGUUCGUAUCUCGGCAUCUCAGUGUUUGGUGGCUCUUAUUUCCACGUGUAUUCCUCCCGAAGUUCUGAGUACCAAAUCUAGUUACGACAAGACUGACAAAAUCCUUGCUAAACUCAGUGAUACCACGUUUAGUUUAUUACAUAUUCAGUAUCAUGGUUCUUGGCAAGAGGUGACUGAGGUUUUGGUGGCUCUUUUUGAUCAGCUUCGUUGGAAAUCGGCUCCUCAUCUCGUCAAUGCUCUCAAGGUGGUUGGCUCAUUACGUAGUGAAGAAUCGUUUGCUGAUGGCCGUGAACACUCUGAUAAUGUCAUUGCUGCUGCUAUUCGUGCUCUUGGUCCUGAAGUCGUGUUGCAAUACUUGCCAUUGAACUUGGAUCCUACUAGAACCAACAACGGUACUGGACGUGCGUGGCUAUUGCCUUUGUUGAGAGAUAAUGUUCAACAAGCCAGUCUGUCUCAUUUCGUUACAGAGUUUGUUCCUUUGAGCGAGAAGUUUGUUGCCAAGGUGGAUCAAUUGCAAGAGGAAGGUGAAAGUAGCAAGGACAGAGGAAUGCAAGUCAAGAUUUUCCAGACCCUCAAUGAUCAAAUCUGGUCUCUCUUACCCCGUUAUAUGGACUUGCCAUCGGAUCUUCGCACCUCUUUCGACCAGUCUUUUGCUGAAUUGCUCAGCAAUGUUCUUUACCAGAAAGUCGAGUAUCGAUCCAACAUCUGUCUUGCUCUUAGACUGGUGGUUGAAAGCAAUGUCGCUUAUUCUGAAGGUGCUGUUGACGACGAUGUUUUGUUGUUAGAAAGGUUCCCUAAGAAAGAGGCCAAGAAAAACGUCGAAUUCUUGGCUAAGAGUUAUGCUUCGAAGAUCUUGUCAGUGUUGUUCAAUGUUUUCAGUCAGACCUCGCCAGAAUUCAGAAACUACAUUCUCGAAUGUAUCAAUGCAUACUUGGCCAUCACUCCUGUUGAAGAUGUUGACACCACUUUCAACAAAGUAGCAUCACUUCUUCAUUCUUCUUUGGAAGACGAGGUCAAGGCUGCUGCCGAGGCUGGUGCUGCAACUACUGCCAAACAAACAGCCAUGUCUGCUACUAUGCUUGACCUCAUUGUGGCCAUGGCACCAUUCCUUCCGAAAACAUCGCACAACUCACUGCUGUCUAUCUUCGUGACGAUUUCUAAAUUAGCCGAGUUCCCUCAAUUACAGAAGAAAUCGUUCCGUGCAUUCACCAGAUUAAUGGAAAACGAAGACGGUGAGAACACAAUCAAGGAGAACAUGGAAAACGUUCAAAAUGCAUUUAUUCAAUUGGGUGACAAGGUUUCGUCGCCCGCCCGUGGCGCUAAACUGUCUGCUCUCAGCAAGAUUGUCGAGAUCAUGCCUUCUAGUGACCUUCAUUUUAUCCCCAGCAUUUUAUCCGAGACGGUUUUGUCUACCAAGGAUGUUAACGAGAAGACAAGAGAAGCUGCUUUCAACUUGUUGGUUCAAAUGGGUCGCAAAAUGCAACAAGGUGGUACUGUUGAGCACUCCAAGGUUCCCAACAUGGAUGCCGAUGCUCCUAAUGUUGAAGCUACCCUUGAAGAAUACUUCACAAUGGUGUCAGCAGGCUUGGCUGGAACCACUCCACACAUGAUCAGUGCCACCGUAACUGCCUUGAGCAGGAUAUUGUUUGAAUUCAGAGAUGAUAUCAGCGUCGAAAUGCUACAAGAGCUCUCUUCGACAGUGGAACUUUUCCUGACUUCUAACAACCGAGAAAUCGUGAGAUCAACACUUGGAUUCGUGAAAAUCACCGUCAUUUCACUGCCAACUGAGAUUGUUGAGCCUUCACUCAAGCAGCUCAUCACGAAUCUGAUGGUAUGGUCGCACGAGCACAAAGCUCACUUGCGAGCCAAGGUGAAGCACAUUAUCGAAAGACUUGUACGAAGAUUUGGUUACGAGAAGAUUGCUGCCAACUUUCCUGAAGAGGACCAGAAACUUCUCACUAACAUCCGCAAGACCAAAGAACGUGCUAAGAGACAAUCUAAGAAGGACGACAAUGACGAAGACGGUGGUGCCUCGCAGUCCCGCAAAGCGUCUAAAUUCGACAACGAGUUUGACGAAGCUAUCUAUGGCAGCAGUUCUGACGACAGUGACCGAGAAGGCUAUGAUUCUGAUGUGGAAAUGGGCAACACUCGAAGCAGUAAUAACAAAAAACAACAAAAGAGCAAAGCUCAAAACAACAGAUACAUCGUGGAAGAUGCCGAUGAGCCAUUGGAUUUGUUGGACCGCCGUUCAUUGGCCCACAUCUCAUCAACAAAACCCCGUGCUAACGCCAAACUCGAAAUCAAGGACAAGAACAAGUUUUCCCGCGAUGCUGCUGGCAAGAUUGUUGUCAAGGAUGUUGAAGAUGACAACGACAUCGAUAUCAAGAGCGGUAUUGAUGCAUACGUCGAGGCCAUGAAGAACGGACCCAUCCGAGGCCAGCGCAACAAACUCAAGUACAAGCGAUCCCGAAAGCACAACCAAGACAGUGACGACGACGGCGACGACGACGAAGUCAACGGCAACGCCAAAUUCGCCAGAAACAGUGGUGCCGGACCAAAACGCCGACACGACGCCGCCGACAACCGUGGCGGAAAACGGGCCCGUCCCAACACACAGCGACGGAAAUUAUAA